Messenger RNA from Vigna unguiculata (cowpea), 4402 nucleotides. RefSeq names its product Thiamine pyrophosphate dependent pyruvate decarboxylase family protein. Gene Ontology annotation, molecular function: thiamine pyrophosphate binding; magnesium ion binding; catalytic activity. Gene Ontology annotation, cellular component: peroxisome. NCBI's taxonomy places the organism in Eukaryota, Viridiplantae, Streptophyta, Magnoliopsida, Fabales, Fabaceae. Gene Ontology annotation, biological process: fatty acid alpha-oxidation. The record is from RefSeq and is a predicted model, not a curated record.
AUCUGAAUGAAUGAAGUCGUGGUUGGGUGGAGGCAAAUUCAACAAGGUUCCAAAUUUCCACUCGUGUAUAAAUUCAGAUCCGCACGUUAACCAAAUCGCAAUUCGCACUCCAGAGUCCUAUCGCUUUCCACGUAAGUCACACACCAGCUGCAGAAACAGAAACACUGAAUUCACCGCCGAUGGAGAUCGACGGCAACGUUCUCGCCGCCAAGUCGUUGGUCCGCUUCGGCGUGCGCCAUAUGUUCGGCGUGGUGGGAAUUCCGGUGACGUCGCUUGCAAACCGCGCUGUCGCCCUCGGCGUCCGAUUCAUCGCCUUCCACAAUGAGCAAUCUGCGGGCUACGCCGCCUCCGCCUACGGCUACCUCACCGCGAGCCCCGGCGUUUUCCUCACCGUAUCCGGCCCCGGCUGCGUCCACGGUCUCGCUGGCCUCUCUAAUGGCUCCGUCAACACCUGGCCCACCGUCCUGAUCUCCGGUUCCUGCGACCAGGCUGACGUCGGCCGCGGCGACUUCCAGGAACUCAACCAGAUCGAAGCCACCAAGCCUUUCUCCAAACUCUCCGUCAGAGCCUCUCACAUCUCCGAAAUCCCGGCCCGUGUGGCCCAAGUUUUGGACUGGGCCCAAUCAGGCCGGCCUGGUGGGUGCUACUUAGAUCUCCCCACCGAUGUCUUACAUCAAAAGAUAUCAGAAUCCGAAGCGGAAAAGCUCUUAACCGAAGCGGAAAAAAACCGCGCGAAACCCGAACCUUAUUCUAUUUCCAAUUCGAAGAUCGAAGAAGCUGUUUCUCUGCUUAGACGUGCGGAGAGGCCGUUGAUUGUGUUUGGAAAAGGAGCGGCGUACGCGCGUGCGGAACACGUCCUUACGAAGCUGGUGGAGACGACUGGAAUUCCGUUUCUCCCCACUCCGAUGGGUAAGGGGUUGUUGCCGGAUACUCACGCGCUUGCUGCCACCGCUGCUAGGUCACUCGCGAUUGGGAAGUGCGACGUGGCACUUGUGGUUGGAGCGAGGUUGAAUUGGCUUCUCCAUUUCGGUGAGCCACCGAAGUGGUCGAAGGAUGUGAAGUUUAUCUUGGUGGAUGUGAGUGAGGAGGAGAUUGAGCUGAGAAAACCUCACUUGGGUUUGGUGGGUGAUGCUAAGCACGUGAUUGAGGUUUUGAAUAAGGAGAUUAAGGAUGACCCGUUUUGCUUGGGGAACACGCAUCCGUGGGUGCAAGCUAUUUCCAACAAGGCGAAGGAGAAUGUGGCAAAGAUGGAGGUUCAGUUGAGGAAGGACGUUGUACCGUUUAAUUUCUUGACGCCUAUGAGGAUUAUACGCGAUGCUAUUGCGGGUUUAGGAAGUCCUGCUCCUAUAGUGGUUUCCGAAGGGGCAAAUACCAUGGAUGUGGGAAGGUCUGUGUUGGUUCAGACCGAGCCCCGGACGAGAUUGGAUGCAGGCACGUGGGGGACCAUGGGAGUUGGUCUUGGUUACUGCAUUGCCGCCGCUGUUGCUUCACCGGACCGGCUCGUGGUUGCCGUUGAAGGGGAUUCUGGAUUUGGGUUUAGUGCCAUUGAAGUUGAGACAUUGGUUCGCUACCAGCUUCCUGUGGUUGUGAUUGUUUUCAACAAUGGGGGUGUAUAUGGUGGCGACCGUAGACGCCCAGAAGAGAUAGAUGGACCUCACAAAGGUGAUCCUGCCCCUACAGAUUUUGUCCCAAAUGCAGGAUACCAUGCUUUGAUAGAAGCUUUUGGCGGAAAGGGCUAUCUUGUUGGGACGCCUGAUGAACUCAAGUUUGCUCUUUCAGAAUCGUUCUCUGCUCGGAAACCAGCUGUAAUAAAUGUUGUGAUCGACCCCUAUGCCGGUUCAGAGAGCGGGAGGAUGCAACACAAAAAUUAAUUUCACUUAGUUGCCAAAUGCUAUAUAGCAUCCUUUCGCUUAUUUUAUUUCUGGUUUUGAAUAACACAUCAAAUGUAAGGUUUUUCAUGCUUGAGUUAUCUGUUUCAGCAUAGCCAUCUUCAAGUAUAUUUUUAACUUCAACACAGUAAAUUUCUCCGGUACCCUCAAAUUUAAAAGGGUUUCAGUAUCCUUAAGUGGAUCAAUAGUAAUUUCUCGUCUGUACCUUAGCCAUCUCAUUGUUGGAUACGGCUUUUCAUGGUUUUGUUCAAGUUUUUAUGAAGGUUAAGACUAUAUUAAAUAACCAAUGGGUCAAGUUCAUGAUAUUCAACAGAUUGACUCCCUAUUCUGCAAACUCUUGGAAGAAAGUUGGAUUGCUAUCGAAACCACAGAUUGAACACUAAAGCUUUGAUUGGAACCAUUGUUUGAAACCUAAAUCCUAAAUCAUAUUCUAAUUUUUGUUAGCCAGGGACCUUAGAUGAACCAUUACUGAUUAAUUUUCCGAGGCAAAUAUAGGGACACAAAAAUAAGUUGCAAAUAGUGUCAUAAUUCUUGCCAAGUCGAAGUGAUGCGGAUGACUUGAAUUUUGACUGGUGCAAACUUGGCAGGCAAGGAAAGGAAGCAUAUAUUAUAUCAAAUGUUGGUGAUGACCGAGGGAAUCACAGUAUCUGCCGCAGCUCACUUUCCUUUCUUCCUGUCUGAAAACAACAAAAAACUCUGCUAGGACAUAGCAAGAUCCUCUCGGGAGUCAACCAAACCCUCUUACUUCGCAUAAGUAAGACUCAAACCUCAGUCUCUUUUAGUUUCUUUUCUGUGCUAGAGCUUUGAUUCCAUUGUAAAUCUCUGCUAAGGUCUCAUUUUGUCUCCUUGUUCUGUUGUGCCAGCUCCGUAAGCCAUAAGCUGAAAUUGUACUGUGGUGCUCCUCUUUGAUGCCUGUUUUGUUUGGCUAGCAUCUAUCCCGAUAAGGAAAGUUAGGGUUUUCACGUUUUUGAAGUAUAUUGUUUGUAUUUGCUUCUGUUUCAUGAUUAAAUGCUUGGUUGACAUGUGUGCUUUUAUGAGAAUGAACUGGAUGUUGUUUGUACUGUUUUUCUUCCUUGCAUGCGUGAACAAGUGAAGGACCUGCUAUACUCGUCCAAACGAGUAGCUUUCGCCUAAACAAGAGUAACAUAUAUCCACCACUGUCUCUGCUCGAGUUGUCGCUCUGGCGAGGAACUUCAUUUUUGAGUGAAGAGUAAUCUCGCUCAAGCGAGAAGGUCCUGCUUAGACGAGAAUUUGCAGAAAGUUCAUUGUGUUACUGUUGAAGUUUCCGCUCAGUCGAGAAGGCCUAGCUUAAGCAGAAUGGUGUAGACUUGUUUUUAAUUACUUUGUUUAAUUUGUGAUUGACUGUAUAUCUUGAGAAUGCAUGAAGUAUAUGACUAUAAGUGAAGAGUAAUCUCAUUUAGGCGAGAAGGUCCUGCUUAGGCGAGAAUUUGCAGAAAGUUCACUGUGUUACUGUUGAAGUUAUCACUUAGACGAGAAGGCCUAGCUUAAGCCAAAAUGGUGUAGACUUGUUUUUAAUUCCUCUGUUUAAUCUGUGAUUGACUGUAUAUCUUGAGAAUGCAUGAAGUAUAUGGCUAUGAGUGUCUUAUGGGAUUUUAUGAAUUUAAAUUGAUGUGCUCGGUAUAAAAUAAAUCAUGAACUGGUUGGUUGGUUGUGCAUUGGCAUGAGGUUAUGAUGUUUUGAGAUAACAUGUGGAUUUGGUGUGAGAACAUGGAUGUGACAUGAGUUAGACGCAAUCACAUGAGCUUCUUGGGGAUGCCUCAUGGUGGUGUUGUAGUGUAUAUAAUCAGAUAAGGAUUCAAGUAAGGUUGCAUCCUGAAACUCUAAAGAAUCAGUUAGUCUCACAUAGAACAAAUUGAUUUCAAUUGGUGAGAGUAGCAUGAGAUCCUAGUCUUUGGCAGGAUAACGACCUUAGAUGAUCAUGGAUUAUGUGUUAACCUUGUGCGUGGUAGGAUGAAACCCAUUGGCAAUGGCUCUGUAGAGCAGUAGAGGCCACCACAAGUGCAAGCAUUCCAUGAAUCCAAUCUCUUUAUAUGUAUCCGGAUAAUUGAGUUUGAGGGUCUUGCAUUAUUUGACUUCACGUCUUUUGUGCUUACUUGAAAUGUAUGUUUAAAAAUCUACUUGUAUAUAUAUAUGAUGAAAAUUAUUUUUAUCUCUAGCUUACCCUUUUUCUCUGUGUUUGUGUUCUCUGUUUGACUUUUCCUUUUGCAAUGAUCACCAAAUACUUGGUGUGAGCAGACAUGGAGAUUCCUGGAUAUCGCUCAAAUGGUGUUGAUGCUGCUGUCUCGUUUGGGCGUGGCUGCUAAAGCUCUUUUGAGCACCUUUUUGUUGAACUGUUUUAUUUUGCAAUUUCUUGCUAUGUGAGUAAUCUCUAGUUAAACUGUUUUAUGUUUUGUCUAUGUUCAAGGCAUACGUUCUGCCUUUGGGUAUCCUUCCGGUAUAUUACGGAUAACUCUAAGUUAAUUCUAAUAUACUUUGUCGGUGUUCUAUUUUUU